AUGGAGGUGCACCGAACAGAGGUAAAGACCCAGGUGGAUAAUGUAGCCAAGCGGGUGGAGCGAGUGGAGAGGGACGUGGAGUACCUGGAGAAUAAGACCCCUAACCAGGCCCACAUCGAGGUAGAGGAGGCCCUGAUGGAACAGCAGAUGAAAGACGCCCAGAAGAAAAAAGUAAAGAUCACACUGGGGACAGACUGCAACAUAGCUCUCACUGGUGUGAAGUCUCUGAUGAUAGUGAAGAAAGCAGGGGAUGUCUAUGGAUCCUGGCUGCAAGACCCUACUAAGGGCUCUGCCAAAAUCUAUUUCUUCAGCGGGAAUAAGAACAACACCGUACUGGAGUUUAAAUCCUUGAAGACCUUCACUGAGGGAAGGCACGCCCAGGCUCAUCCAAUUCAGCUCCCCUUUCCCUGGCAGGGAACAGGCCAUGUGGUCUACAAUGGUUUUCUGUACUAUCACAGGGCAGACACACCCAACCAGAUCUUAAAGGUCCAUCUCCUCAACCGCACUGUGGCCGACAGUAUGCUGCUGGCCGGGGUUGGCCGCCUGCCUACCUACGCCCUCACCACGCACACCUUCCUGGACCUGGCUGUGGAAGAACUGGGCCUGUGGGUCAUCUACUCUGACCCAGAGUUUGGGGGCAACCUGGUGAUCACCAAGCUGGACAAGAGCAGCCUGGCUGUGGAGCACACCUGGGACACCACCUGUACGAGCCGCGAUGCAGAGUCAGCAUUGAUGAUCUGUGGAACGCUGUACGUGGUGUAUAACUCCUGCUGUGGAGGGCGCUCCAGCAUUCAGUGCCUGUACGAUAUCCACGACCCCAUCCACAGUGAGGAGAGCCCUGUGCUGUUCUUUCCUAAGCGCUACACCAACCACUACAGUAUGCAUUACCACCCCAAGGACAAGCAGCUGUAUGCCUGUGUAACAGGGUUAUAUUGGUGA
Messenger RNA from Salmo salar (Atlantic salmon), 939 nucleotides. It is a transcript of the gene olfml1, whose product is annotated as olfactomedin-like 1. NCBI's taxonomy places the organism in Eukaryota, Metazoa, Chordata, Actinopteri, Salmoniformes, Salmonidae. Gene Ontology annotation, biological process: signal transduction. The record is from RefSeq and is a predicted model, not a curated record.